CAACAGACGAGUUUCGAGUGACAUCAGUAUGUGCGUGAAAGUUCCCACAAUACAUUGCGAGCACGAGAACCCACCCAGAGGUUGCUAAGGCAACAUGCCAAACGAACAAGGACUCUUCGGAGGACAUGACUGAGGAGGUGGCCUUACAAGAUUAUCCGCCUGAACGGCCGGAUGCUCUCGAUCAGUCAAGAGAUGAGCAGGGUACCGAUCCCCAGACAGCCCGCACAGCAAAAUUGGGGGCUAACGAGCCACCAGCGAAUGUAGAGGUCUCUUGCGGCGUUGAAAUAAAUGAAGCCCGUGCAGGUGAGGACGAUGAGGAUAAGAAGAGGAGAACAACUGCCGAGCAUCUGCAUUACGACUAUGAAGAACUCUGUUCGAAAGCGUUUACUACUGCAGACUCCAACAUCCCUCCGAAUCUGCUGCAGCUCUCGUAUUCGUUCGGCUACGACUGCAAGCGUCGGGCCAACCUGCAGCUGCUGGAUGAGAGCACGCUGGCCUUCAUGGCGGGGAACGUGCUGGUUCUCCUGGACGUUCGCACCAAAGAGCAGCGCUACGUCCGCAGCUGUAGCGGAGGCGGCAUCGGCGCGAUUAUGACUCAUCCCACUAAGAGAUACCUUGCCGUGGCGGAGAAGGGCGAGCUGCCCAACAUCAUUAUUUAUGAGUACCCUUCACUGCGCCCCUACCGACUCCUCAGAGGAGGCACAGGUCAAGCAUACAGCUUUGUGAAUUUCAACCGUGAGGGCACCUUGCUGGCAAGCGUUGGUAGUGCGCCCGACUACAUGUUGACCCUCUGGGACUGGAGAGAGGAGCAGGUAAUGUUGCGCUGCAAAGCCUUCUCCCAGGACGUCUACCGUGUCACCUUCUCCCCAGACAAUCCAGGGCAGCUCACCACCUCAGGCUCCGGACACAUCAAGUUCUGGAAGAUGGCGAACACCUUUACAGGCCUGAAGCUGCAAGGCAUGCUGGGAAAGUUUGGGAAGACAGCUCUGACAGAUAUUGAGGGAUAUGUUGAGCUUCCUGAUGGCAAGGUGGUGUCGGGCUCAGAGUGGGGCAAUAUGCUUCUGUGGGACGGGGGCUUGAUAAAGGUCGAGAUUUGUCGGAAAGAGGGCCGCACUUGUCACGCUGGGACCAUCCAGCAGUUUGCCCUGGACGAGGGGGAGCUGAUGACCAUAGGCACAGACGGAGCAGUCCGGUGUUGGGACUUCGAGACCAUCGACGCAGCAGACUGUGUGGAUGACAGCGGCCUGUUUGAGCUCGAGCCCAUGAACGAGGUGAUGAUCGGCCGUGGCGUGAGCCUGUCCUCCAUGGUGAAGAGCUCCGUGCCCGACUCCACCUUCUGGUUUGCCCAGGAUUCUAACGGAGGGAUCUGGAAGCUGGACCUGUCAUUCUCCAAUCUCACCCACGACCCGGAGUGUCUUUUCUCGUUCCACGCCGGGGCGAUUGAGGGCAUGGAUGUUUCUGGUAGCAGUCACCUGAUGGCCACCACCGCGUUGGACUGUUCAGUCAGGAUCUUUGACUACCUCUCUAACAAGGAGCUCACAACCAUCCGAUUCAAACAGGGUGGGACGUCUCUCACCUGGGCCCCCCAUGCGGUGAACAGUGGUGAGGGUCUUCUGGCGGUGGGCUUUGACGAUGGCGUGGUGCGUCUGUUGGAGCUGUACAAUCCUCAGAGGCUCCGCGUAGUUGCCGGAAUUAGUCGCUCCGGUGACGCCGAGCUCCGCCUCAAGCAAGCCUUCAAGCCCCACAAUGCACCUGUGACCGCCAUCUCCUAUGAACGGGACGGAGAGAUGAUGGCUACCGGGAGUGUGGACUGCACUGUGUUCUUUUUUGCAGUAGGGGGCAGGUAUGAGCCUAUCGGCUUUAUCUCUGUGCCAGGACCAGUGCAGGGUCUACAGUGGGCUCCUCACUCUCAUGAGAGAAACAGUCUGCUGGUUGCAUGUCAGACUGGUCAUGUCGUAGAGGUUGAGGCUCCUGGACUAGGCGGUGUGAGUGUGGGUAGCUCGUACCUUCUGCAGAACCUUCCCAUCAGACACUUCUGCUUCCACAGCAUCAGGUCACGUAUUGAGAGGGAUGCGGAGAUAGCACGCAGGCAGGUGGUGAAGGAGAAGAGAAAAAAGGAGCGUGAGGAGAGGCUGCGGAAGGUGAAGGAAGCAAGCCGAGAGCCCACGGAGGAGGAGCUACAGGAGGAGGAGCUACAGGAGGAGGAGGCGGGGAAGGAGGCGGAGCUACCGCCCAUCUACAUCCCCAGCCCCCCCAGCCCUCUCUUCUGCAUGUUUUACUCAGAGCCUGGAGCCUUCUGGCUCUCAAUGGGAGGCUAUGACUCAGGCUACCUGUACCACUGUAAGUUCUCAGAGCAGCAGGGUGUGGACCCUGCAGACAGGAGAGACGAGCCUUUCUCCUUCCUCCCCAUCCAGGGCACGGAUCGCAACCCCAUCCUCUCCACCUGCUUCAGCCCCGCCAGGAGACUGCUGCUGUGCGGCAUGCAGGACGGCAGCGUCCGGGCAUACCCCGUGGACGCGGCCAAUGCGGCCCCUGGCGCCAUGCAGGCGUACUGGGCCCUGAACCUCCAUGACGGGCAGGGCGGCGCCGUGCGGCAGCUUCGCUCCAGCCAUGACGGCCGCUUCGUGUUGAGCGCAGGCGCCGACGGCAACAUCUUCUCGCUGAGCGUGGUGACCGAGGAGGAGCUGGAGGAUGCCCUGCGCAGAGGGCGGGCCGCGGUGCCGUCACCAUGCCCCAGUCUGGAGGCGGAACCAUUGGCCCUUGAUAUAGAGGAUCCCACUGCAUACAGUAUAGAGACAGCUAAGCAGAGGCUGGAGCUGGACCGUCUGCUCCGGGAGGCGGAACUGAGAAGGCAGGACCGCCGCAAGCAGCUGGCCGAGCUCCGCAAACGCUUCCAGGCCCUGCUGCAGCUCAACCAGAGUCUGCCGGCACACGCCCGCCUGCAGCCCACGGAGUUUGAGCUGGACAGCUGUUUCCGGGAGGAGGCAGACAGGAGGACGGCGGAGCGAGUGAGAGAGGUGAGGAGGGAGCUUGCCUGGGAGGAGGAGAGGCACCGCAUCGGCCUCCAAAAAAUGCAGCGCAGGUUUUGGGACUCGGUGGUGUGUGACACUGUGACAGUUGCAGCUUUUAGCAGUGAUCAUAAGCUGAGCACCUACAGGCUGCUGGCCCUGUCCAGCAUGGUGCAGGAGCUGAGUGAGCGCGGGCCAGACACACAGGCAGGGGGCCCCAGCACUGAGGAACAGCAGGCCGCCACGGCUGGACAGAAAGACGUCAACGAUAAAACCAUCAAAGCAGAGCCAACGGAUGUAGCCGCAGUGCUGGUGUUGGAGAGACGUUACCCGCAGGCUGGAGGCAGCAAGCUGGCUGGCAGGCAGGCGGAGAAACUACGCAAGGCAGCCGAGAAGGCGGAGAAAGCGCGCACCAAGAUCGAGAAGAGGAGGAUGGAGUGGGCGGAGCUCUAUGCUGCAAAACCCAGCAAGGACUCAGAGGACCCAGAGGAUGUGCGAGCAAUCCAAUUGGCUGCCGAGUACCUCGGUGACUUCAAACUCAAAACAGCAAAGGACUUCACGGUACCGGAGCACCUGAGGAUAAACGUGGAGAAGAAGAAAGCCCAGCUGCUUACCCUGGACCGGCAGAUCUAUCAGAAGAAAAGUGAAAUGAAUGCGCGUGUGCUGGCUCUGCGGGACUCUAAAGUGGAGCUCAUCUCUCAGCUCCGCCUCCUCUCCCACCAGCUGCAGGCGCUGCAGGGUCGCCUGCCCCCGGAGAAGCGCCGCCCGCCGCCUGCGGUCCCUACCAUGGCACCCGAGGAGAUGCCAGAGCGGAGGCUGCGCUACACCCGCACCACCCUCCAGCGCUACGCCGCCCUGCGGGCUGAGGCUGCCCGCGACGCCCUCUCCCUGCAGCAGGAGGAGCCCUGGGAUGUGCUAGAGCUGCUCUGGCAGGAGAUCGAGGAGGAGGAGGAGCGAGUGGCGAAGGAAGACGUGAGUCCACGGGACCAUGGCGAGCCAGGCACACGCACGGCGGGGCAGCUGACCGAGCUGGAGCAGGAGGUGCUGGAGGUGGAGGAGAUCCGGAACCUCUACCUGCAGGACGUACUGCUUAAGCAGAUGGAGGAGGGCAUGUGUCGCUUCGAUGCGGAGCUGCGCAUCCUGCGGGCGGAGAAGGUGGGGCUGGACGUUCAGAUGAAGAUGGCCGACUUGCGGCACGUCACGCUGCUGGAGGAGCUGCUGCUCCUCAACGACUUUCAAAAGAGGGAGACCACACUGCAGGACAGGCUCACUGCCCGUGGGCAGGAGGAGAAGGAGCUCAGGUUAAAGAUGGAGGAGCUUAAGCAGCAGUUGGAGCUGAAGAAGAGAGAAAUAGCCAGACUGCAGGAGAGAGAGAAGGCCAUAGCCACCUCCUUCCAGGCCUCACUUGGGGAGAACAAUAAGUUUGCAGACUUCCUUACACGGGUCUUCAAGAAGAAGAGCAAACGUGUGAAGAAGAAAGACAAGAUUGGCACUGAUGAAGAGGACAGUGAUGAAGACUCUGAGGAAGAGUCAGACUGGGAUGAUGAUGAGGAAGAUGAAGGGUCAGAGGGUGGUGCAGAUGCUCUUAAUGACAGUGUGUGCCCCCCAAACUGUGACCCAGAGCUCUUUGAGAACACACUGGUGUUGCGGGAACAUCGGCUGGAUGUGGAGGAGCUGCUGGCAGAGGAGAAGAAGAACGCAGACGCCCUGAAGAAAGAGAAGGACUCACUGGCCAAGAAAGAGAAGAUAGUACAGAGCAGUCUAAAGGCAGCAGAGGGUGAUCUGGAGCUCUUCAACCGAGAGAAGCAGCAGAAAUUUAAUGAGCUUGAUGUGGUUGUGCCACUGAGACUGCACCAGAUCGAGUUUGUGAGUGAGGGCGCCCUCCACGCUAAGCUGGACUCUGCCCUGGUGCUGAACGCCUCAGCUCUGGGCCGCCUGCAUCAGCGCAUCAGGGAGCUGCAGCAGGAGAAGCACCAGCAGGGGGAGCUCUACAGGCAGGCCCGGCAGCGACAUGCCCAGCUCAGCCUAGACCGCAGGGGCAUGGAGGCCAGGAUCCAUGAGUUGGAGGUGCGCUGUGAGCAGAUGAUGAUGAUGAAGUUUGGGAAGCUGGUGGACGUGGAGGCAGUACAGACUCUGUCAGGCAGCAGGAUGCUGGAGGAGAUGAGGCAGGAGGGCAGAAUACGAGAGGCAGAGUACACACAGGAGCUCCGUGUCUGGCAGGAGAAAGUGGUAGUAGCCAGGCAGGCAUUAACUGAGGUGACCAGAGAGCACACAGAACGCCUGAAGGCCCUGAACAGCCUGCUGAGACAGCAGAAAGAACUGGAGGAGAAACUCAAUGCACGACACAGGAAGAUGGGCACACAGUUCCAAGGCCAUCGGCAGGCUGAGGAAGAGGAGCGGCAAAGGCUCCAGCAGCUGAUCCAGAGUCAGAUGGGGGAGAUGGAAUCGCUGCGGCAGGAGAUCAGAGUCCUGUCCCGCAAAGGUGGCCCAGUCCUGCCCCCCGCCCAGCCCUGCUCAGCCCCCGUUGCAGUAAUGUCUGCCAGACACCGUGGCCACACGACUUACGGCCACACCGCCAGCACUAACCACGGGGUGGAGAAGACCGUUUAGCGCAGACCUGGGCGCACAUAUGAGGGAAAUCUUUGCUCAUUAUCCUACAACCUUGUCAUUCCUGCAGGUGCACACGCCUGCUACCUUGAACCCCAAUGGGAAGUUAUACACGCUUGUUUUCCACAUGUGAUGUUUCUCAGUGACGGCUCAAAGGCAGCAUGCAGGUAAAAAAUAAACUGCUUUUGGUGUCAGGUUUACGGUC
Molecule: messenger RNA, 5820 nt
Organism: Electrophorus electricus (electric eel)
Lineage: Eukaryota; Metazoa; Chordata; Actinopteri; Gymnotiformes; Gymnotidae
Gene: cfap44
Product: cilia and flagella associated protein 44
Molecular function (GO): protein binding
Source: RefSeq, a predicted model, not a curated record